UAUCUACUCAAAUAACUAUUGUCGCCGACGUGGUCAGCUGUCCAUUUGGUUGCAGAUAAGCGCCAUUAAGGUCAGCCCCGAUCAUUUUCGGCGCAUACUUCACAUAAAUCCCUUCGACACUCCAUCUCAUUUUCAAUCUGGCCUCUGCCGUAAGCCUGUGCAAUCUGCCUCCAGUAGCAACGUCUCAAGGGUAAGCACACCGAUUUCCAGGUCAUACGAGCUUCUGAACCACACAAGCUCUAAUCUCAACGAAGCUCAUUGCCAAGCACCGUUCGAAACGAAAGAUUAUGCUCCUAUUGAGCCAUUAUUUUCACAGGAAAUUACAAGCUUGGAAGGCGCACCAGACCUUGCAAUAUUCAAUGGCCCACUGCUUUACGAGUUCGUGAUGCCUACUCCAGUGGGACUUAUUCCUCCUUUGUCUUCACCCUCUCAUCCAUCUUCAAAUGGGACUUGCACCCAACUUCCCUCCUUUGUGAAGAACCUAAUUUCACCUGAUACUGCAGAAAUUAAACAGAACACUUAUGUGCCCUGGAAUCCUCCUGACUCUACAUGCUUUUCUAUAAAGUCACCUGCAUUUCCCACUUCUCAUCUGGUGACUUCCAAUUCUUAUCUACGACAAUUUUAUCACAGGACCCAGAACAAAUAUGUUUCUUCGCCGCCACUGCCGUCACAUUUCGCUACUCUCUCAGCCCCGUUAACUGCCACUGCCAUGUUCGAAAGAGUUCCAAAUAACCUUACUACCGCCACCGUCAAACAAGAAUGCAAGCGGGUGAUGCCAAAUGUAGUUUGUGUUGGUGACCAAUCAACUAUUUUGCCUGGACCAUCUGGAGCAGGACAAGUGGCAGAAAGACAAGAGAUAAGGGCUGAUGAAUCAAACAGGCUAUCAAUGGUACAUAUGCGUCCUACAUUGAAUGUUUUGGAUGGACGUGAAGGCUCUGGAGGCUCUGAGUUUAACGCUUCUAAAAACGGCUACGACUACCCAGACAUCCUUAACGAACUACCCUUACGGUCAGACAAACUUUUCGACGGACAUAUCAUCAGUGAAAAUCAAGAGUUUAACAGGUAUUGCUGUAGAAGCUGA
Molecule: messenger RNA, 1081 nt
Organism: Protopolystoma xenopodis
Lineage: Eukaryota; Metazoa; Platyhelminthes; Monogenea; Polystomatidea; Polystomatidae
Source: the annotation of a GenBank genome assembly